Messenger RNA from Menidia menidia (Atlantic silverside), 201 nucleotides. Lineage: Eukaryota; Metazoa; Chordata; Actinopteri; Atheriniformes; Atherinopsidae. The record is from the annotation of a GenBank genome assembly.
AUGGAUCAGGUAACGCAGUUUGUUGAGCCCAGCCGGCAGUUCGUCAAAGACUCCAUAAGGCUUGUAAAAAGGUGCACAAAACCCGACAGGAAAGAAUUUCAGAAAAUCGCCAUGGCCACAGCAAUCGGGUUUGCCAUCAUGGGUUUCAUUGGAUUCUUUGUCAAGCUCAUUCACAUCCCCAUCAACAACAUCAUUGUGUAA